AUGAACACUAAUCAAUUUAUUUAUUGCUCUUCUUUACAAAUUAAUGAAAAUCUUGUCAAAUGUUUAAAAGAAAGAAAAGACAAAAUUGAAAAUAUUUCAAAUGAAAAUAAUUCUAUUAAUUCAUUUUUGUAUAAUUCUGCUUGGAAAAUGAUUCAAAAUAAAGGUUUUAUAAUUGAUAUGCAAUUUGGAAUUUUUACUCAAAUUAAAUUAAAUUUGAAUAAAGCGGUGGAGGAAAUGAAAGAUUUGGAAAAUAUUAUCCAAUUUUUGAUUAAUAGAAGCAAUUCUGAAUCUGUUUUACUCAAUUUAUUAAAACGUAUAAUUCUCAAAAAAGAAAUUAAUUUUGGCAAAGUUACUCAAAUUAUAAGAAAAAUUCUUUAUAAUCCAGAAAUAAAUAAUGAAAGCAACAGUUCUCCACAGAAAGGAAAAUCUUCUUUAAUAUUCACUUAUACUCCAAAUUUGGUUAGUCACAAUAGUAUUUUACGUUGUAUUUUUGAGCCACUUUAUCAACAUCCAGAAGUAGAUAAAAAAUAUUUGGCUAAUUUAAUGAUUGAUUUCUUUUUAAUUUUGAAACAACGAAAAAUACAAAUUCAAAAUCAUUAUUUACCCGAAUUAUUGCUUAAAAUUGUGGCUGAUGCUAAAAUGUGGACUUGUUUACAACAAUUACUUCAAUAUAGAGUUAUUGAUGAUUCGAAAUUUUUGGCUUUUGAACUUAUUUCUUUAUCUGAUGAAUGCCCAUCACUUUAUCAAAUAGCUUUGGAUAUGUUCAAUCGUCGUGGUAAUACUGACCAAAUUUCUGAAGCACUUCUUUGUCGAGGCCAUGUUAUUGAUGCUCUUCGUUUUACAACAGCAAAUGGAGGAGGAGGAUUUAGAGAUGGUGGAACAUCAAUAUGUAAUGAAGGAAGUGGAAGCCAACGAUUAGAUAAAAUUUGUCUUAAAUUAUUAAAUUCUGCAUGGAUUUGUCCAAAUGAUCGUCCACUUCGUUAUACUAUUUAUUCUUAUUUACAAACUAAUGGAAAACUUAAAUCUUUGGCUGAAUCUGAUGAUGCAGAUUUUGAACGUUUCUCACGUGAUUUCCAUUCAUUAUAUAGUUCUGAAGAAUUGAAAGAAGCUGAAACAAGUUUCCGGCUUGCUCGACUUUCUUCAAUACGUGGGCGGAAUCGUCGAGAUUCACAACGAGAGGAAUCAUUUUGUUCAGCCAACAGUGGAGAUGCUGACAUUUUGGAAUAA
Molecule: messenger RNA, 1227 nt
Organism: Meloidogyne enterolobii
Lineage: Eukaryota; Metazoa; Nematoda; Chromadorea; Rhabditida; Meloidogynidae
Source: the annotation of a GenBank genome assembly